AUGGGUUUUCCAUGUGUCGAUGCUGAGGAAGUGUCUUCACCCUACAGAGGAGUUAGUGGCUAUAUGAUUCUAGAGGAUCUUAGGCCAUAUUUGAUAGUUCCGGCAGUGCCUGUGAGGAUUCUUGAGAGACAAGACAAGAUUCUACGGAACAAGAGGAUUCCUUUGCUGAGAGUUUUGUGGGAUUACAGUGGUUCUACAGAAGAGACUUGCGAGCCUAAGGCAAAGAUGAAGUUGAAGUUCAUGAAGUGGUUCGAGGAGUGA
Molecule: messenger RNA, 261 nt
Organism: Microthlaspi erraticum
Lineage: Eukaryota; Viridiplantae; Streptophyta; Magnoliopsida; Brassicales; Brassicaceae
Source: the annotation of a GenBank genome assembly